Molecule: messenger RNA, 2283 nt
Organism: Salvia hispanica
Lineage: Eukaryota; Viridiplantae; Streptophyta; Magnoliopsida; Lamiales; Lamiaceae
Product: ubiquitin carboxyl-terminal hydrolase 24-like
Biological process (GO): protein deubiquitination
Cellular component (GO): cytosol; nucleus
Molecular function (GO): cysteine-type deubiquitinase activity
Source: RefSeq, a predicted model, not a curated record
UAAUAUGAAAAACCUAAACCUCAGCAAGCAUAAAAGAUAGCAAUAGAAAAUCAAAAUCCCUCAAAUCUCCGAAACCAAAUUGGAUUUGUGUUGUGUUGUAGGAGUAUUAGGUAGAUGCUUCUUCUCAAGGUUCAAACUCUCACAUGUCUUCUUCAAUCUUCGCUCGCCUCCCUCUCACCUCUCAAAAUAAAUUCCCUCAUAAAUCCUUAAUUCUUUUCAGCAAGCGCUUUCUUCUUUAUUUCACAUUCCGGAAUCUGUAUCCCAACUUUUGCUAGAUUCCUGGAUUACGUUCUAACAUGACUGAUCCUUCCAAGGUGUUGCUUUUUGGAUCCUUUUCUGAGGAUGAAACCCGUUCUUUACUGAAUCAAAAACCUUUUAAUAACCAUAAGCCUGAAGAAAGGAAAGAAACGUCAGCCAAUCCCCUAAAUGUUGGAUUGAUGUUUGGUAGCUUUGGCAAUAUACCUGACACACAGGUUGGUUUUUCCAGUGGAGCUGGAGAUACACACUGCUAUACAAUCCAGAAGGGAAACCAGCACUCUGUACAGCAAUCUAUUCCGUCAGAGAAUGGGAAUGUUAAAAAUACUACGCACCAUCUUCAUGGAAAUGAAGUAGUUGAUGGCAGUAACUUUCGAGCUUUACAAGUAUCAGAUGAUGACGAGAUGGAUGGAAAAGUUAUCUCUAAAAUUGAGAGUUAUAAAGGUUUAAAGUUGAAUGGUUCCAUAAAUGCUGCUGCUGUUGAAACUCAUGACAAAGAGUCUCGUCUAAAGAUGGAUGCUUCUGUUUUAGAUGCUCAGGGUAUAACACCUCGAGGCUUGAUCAACCCUGGGAAUCUGUGUUUUCUGAAUGCAACGUUGCAAGCUCUUUUGGCUUGUUUUCCAUUUGUUCAACUUUUACUGCAACUAAAAAAGCUGAACAUCCCAAAGGUUGGCUAUCCAACAUUAAAUGCCUUUGCUGAGUUCAUUGGUGAAUUUGACAUGGUUGGUGGAGCUAAUAUCAAGAAGAAAGAUAGCAUUGAGAUUGAAGCUGGCAGGCCUUUUAACCCAACUAUGUUCGAAGUGGUAUUGAGAAAAUUUACCCCUGAUGUAUCUUGGAGCACAUCAGGAAGGCCUAGGCAAGAGGAUGCACAAGAGUUUUUGAGCUUUGUUAUGGAUCAAAUUCAUGAUGAAUUGCUGAAGCUUGGAGGGAAGUCUCACUUGAAUGGAAGGAAUCAAACUCUGGUUUCCAAAUCGGAAGAUGAAGAGUGGGAGACAGUUGGACAAAAGAAUAAAUCUGCAGUGAUAAGAAGACAGAGUUUCUUUCCUUCAGAGCUCAGUUCAAUUUUUGGUGGAGAGCUGCAGAGUACUGUGAAGGCAAAAGGCAACAGGCCUUCUGCCACAGUUGAGCCAUUUUUUCUACUUCAUCUCGAUAUCUCUGGUGAAGUUAUUCGAACUAUUGAAGAUGCUCUUCGUUUACUUUCUACCCCAGAAACACUUGAUGAGUACCGGGCAUCAAGAGCAGGAAAAGUUGGGGUCGUUGCUGCCAGAAAGUCUAUCAACAUACAAACACUUCCAAAGAUUAUGAUCCUACAUCUGAAGCGUUUCAGCUAUGGCAGCUAUGGUAGCACUAAAUUGCACAAGGAUGUACAUUUCCCUCUUGAACUUUCAUUGAGCCGUGAUCUGCUUGUUUCCCCUAAUGUGGAGGGACGGAGGUAUGAACUUGUUGCCACAGUAACACAUCAUGGGAGGGAAGCAUCGAAAGGCCACUAUACUGCUGAUGUCCGUUGCCCUAAUGGCCAGUGGCUGCGUUUUGAUGAUUCAUCUCUUACUACCAUCAGCACGAGCAAAGUUUUACACAACCAGGCCUAUGUUCUCUUCUACAAGCAAAUAUAGAAUCAAUGGGAGCACUCUCGACUAUCAGAGAAUGUUGGUUACUUAUAUUUACACACAUCCAAAUCAGUAAGUACUCCUGUCAUCGUUUAGAGGUGGGUAAUGGGUGUAUCUCGUAUAAGCUGCCAACGUUCACUCUUGAGAGGCGAUGCUGGUUACUUCUAAUGCAGCUACGGAUGAUGUAAGAAAGUUUUGUUGUUCGUUUAGUUUGAGUUUCUUUUUAAUGUUUUUGCGUCGAGAAACACUUGGUUGGUGUGAUGAAUGACCUGACCGUGUAGAGGGAGAUAGAGAGAUAGGGAGAGAUUUAUUUGUACGUUUUAGAAAUGACUGCAACGUGCAUAAACCUUUUGAGUUAUGGAGCUUAAACCUCUAUGAUACAUUGCUUGAUGUUUCUACUAGUAAUUAUUCCUGUUUGAAA